Erinaceus europaeus (western European hedgehog) is the source of this 2778-nucleotide messenger RNA. RefSeq names its product actin binding LIM protein family member 2 (gene ABLIM2). Gene Ontology annotation, molecular function: actin filament binding. The transcript is spliced from 22 exons. Lineage: Eukaryota; Metazoa; Chordata; Mammalia; Eulipotyphla; Erinaceidae. Gene Ontology annotation, biological process: lamellipodium assembly; cytoskeleton organization. Gene Ontology annotation, cellular component: actin cytoskeleton. The coding region runs from base 127 to 2316 and encodes 729 amino acids. The record is from RefSeq and is a predicted model, not a curated record.
GGGGCCAGCGCGGCCGGCUGCGGCGGCGCUGCGGGCGCCCAGCUCCGGGACUGCGCGGGGGAGCGCGGCGGCCGCCGGCAGGGGCGCAGCUGCUGGGGGCUCCGGCCGCCGCCCCCCGCCGCCGCGAUGAGCGCCGUGUCGGAGCCCCCUGCGGCCCCCGGCCCCCUGGACCCCCCUGGCGGUGCGGCCAUCCUGUGCCACACGUGUGGGGACCCCUGCCACGGCGAGGUGCUGCGGGUGCAGAGCAGGUACUUCCAUGUCCACUGCUUCGUGUGCAAAGCUUGCGGCUGCAGUCUGGCGGCAGGCGGCUUCUUCGUGCGCGGUGGCGAGCACGUGUGCGCCCGCGACUACCGGAGGCUGUACGGGGCACGUUGCCUGGGCUGCGGCAGCGCCAUAGAGGGCGAGGUGGUGUCGGCGCUCGGCAGGACCUUCCACCCCGGCUGCUUCGUGUGCGCCGUCUGCCGGCUGCCCUUCCCGCCGGGGGACCGAGUGACCUUCAACGGGAAGGAGUGUGUGUGUCAGAAGUGCACCCUGCCCAUGGCGGCCACUGGGGGGUCCCUGUCCCCGGGGCUGUGGAGCUGCGGUGGCUGUGGCCUGGAGAUCCAGAGUGGCCAGUCCCUGGUGGCACUGGGUGAGCACUGGCACCUGGGCUGCUUCAAGUGCUCGGCCUGCGGGCAGCCGCUGAGUGCGGAAUUCAUCAGCAGGGACGGACUGCCCUACUGCGAGACUGACUACCACUCCAAGUUCGGCAUCCGCUGUGACGGCUGCAACAAAUACAUCACCGGGCACGUGCUGGAGGCUGGUGAGAAGCACUACCACCCACAGUGUGCACUGUGUGUCCGCUGUGGACGUGUGUUCUCUGAGGGCGAGGAGAUGUACCUGCAAGGCUCCUCCGUCUGGCACCCGGCCUGCCGCCAGCUGGCCCGCAGUGAGGACAGGAGCAAGGAGACCAGGACCUCGUCUGAGAGCAUCGUCUCCUUGCCUGCCUCCAGCACCUCAGGGUCCCCCAGCCGCAUCAUCUGUGCCAAGCUGGGCGACAAGGCCCUGGACUACAGGGACCUGGCGGCACUGCCCAGGAGCAAGGCCAUCUAUGACAUCGACCGGCCAGACAUGAUCUCCUACUCGCCCUACGUCAGCCACGCGGCCGACAGGCAGGGCUAUGAGGCCGCCCAGGUGCCCUCGCCCACACUGACUGAGGGGGACCUGGAUGACCGCUCCUACAAGCAGUGCCGGACCUCCAGCCCCAGCUCCACGGGCUCCGUCAGCCUGGGGCGUUACACGCCCACCUCACGGUCACCCCAGCACUACAGUCGCCCAGCUGGUACCAGUGUGGGUACCAGCAGCUGCCUCUCCCUGUCCCAACACCCAAGCCCCACCUGUACCUCCCGGCAUCGUUACAUCCCCUACUUCCCAGGGAGCGAAAGCGGCCGCAGCACCCCCAGCCUCUCGGCCCCAGACGGCAAGCCCCCCCACUCCACCUACCAGCAGGCCCCCCGCCACUUCCACGUCCCAGACACGGGCUGCAAAGACAACAUCUACAGGAAGCCGCCCAUCUACAGGCAGCACGGCCCACUGGUGCGGUGCCCCGGGUCCCGGCUCUCGGGCCUCAUGUCAGCCUUGUCCCUGGUGGCACGUGAGGUGGGGAGCUCCAGGAGGCUCACGGGUCCCAGCCCCUUGCGGCCAGCAGCCUGCAGGCCAGUAGAUACGGAGGACAGCAGCUUCCACCAGGACAGCCAGAAGAAGAGCAGCUGGCUGACCCUGAAGGGGGACGCGGUAACCAGGACGGACUCCCCAGAGUCGGACAGCCGGCCCGUGUCCCAGGGCAGCGGGAGGGACAGAGACACGCCCCCGGCCACGCGUGGGGACAGCUUGUACUCACGCUGUCCUUACUCCAGUCCUGAGCCUCCCCUGGGACACGGGAAGAAUGGCCUGGACCACCAGAACGCCACCGUGGCUCCCUGCGGAGGGGACACAAACACUGGCUGGGGCCCACGAGAAUACAAGGUAAGCAGGACCAGCCACACCUGCCCAGGUGAAGCCUCCCUCCUUUUUUUGUUUGUUUGCUGUGAGGUGGGGGUGUCCCCUGCAGGCACAGGUAUGUCCCCACCCAUCCCCUUGGCCUGCCCCCCCCGCCCUUACCCCUGCCCAGGAGGGCUCCGGCACCCUGUCCCUGUCCCUGUCCCUGCAGAUCUAUCCCUACGAGACCCUCAUCGUCACCAACAGAAUCCGUGUGAAACUCCCCAAAGACGUGGACAGGACGAGGCUGGAGAGGCACUUGUCGCGCCCCGAGUUCCGGGAGGUGUUCCGCAUGAGUGAAGAGGAGUUUGAGCGCCUGGCCCUGUGGAAACGCAACGAGCUGAAGAAGAAAGCUCUGCUCUUCUGAGGGGAUGGACGGGACCCCGUCCCCCCUCCGCCGCCCCCCCUGCAGGCCCCACCACUCUGCCCUCCCCCCCUGCACAGCCCAGGUGGGUGGGGGCGCCUGGCCCUGGGCCGUCUCUGGGGAACCUGUGCCCCCCCUUCGGCCCCUGCACUGCACCCCCAGCCCCCCAGGCCUCAGAGGUCUGCGCUCCACAGGGAAGCUUAAUUUUGUUAAGAAGCAGAGUGUACGCCACGGCCUCCUCCACCCGUCUGUCCACCCCGGCUGAGUCUGGGCCUCUCCCAGCCCCAAGGGCCUCUGAAAAGCAGCACCCCCACCUCCCAGUCGUGUGAGCACCCCCACCCUCCGUGGGUCACCCCUCUGAUGGCCAAGCCCCCCAAAUAAAGGGACCCCGCUCCCUC